CCUGGCAGGAAUUUCUUGCUUGGAGCUCAGACAACAAAGGCAUAGAGAGAUUGGUUUUCUUUCUCUCAGCAUCUCCACCCAACCAGCAGAAAACCGGUGUCUGAGGUUCCCCCGAAAUAUGGAACUUGAUUUUGGACAUUUUGAUGAAAGAGAUAAGACAUCCAGGAACAUGCGAGGCUCACGAAUGAAUGGGCUGCCCAGCCCCACUCACAGUGCCCAUUGUAGCUUCUACCGAACCAGAACCUUGCAGGCGCUGAGCAAUGAGAAGAAAGCCAAGAAGGUACGUUUCUACCGCAAUGGGGACCGCUACUUCAAGGGGAUUGUGUACGCUGUGUCCUCUGACCGUUUUCGCAGCUUUGACGCCUUGCUGGCUGACCUGACUCGAUCUCUGUCUGACAACAUCAACCUGCCUCAGGGAGUGCGUUACAUUUACACCAUUGAUGGAUCCAGGAAGAUCGGAAGCAUGGAUGAAUUGGAGGAAGGGGAAAGCUAUGUUUGUUCCUCAGACAACUUCUUUAAAAAGGUGGAGUACACCAAGAAUGUCAAUCCCAACUGGUCUGUCAACGUGAAGACUUCUGCCAAUAUGAAAGCCCCCCAGUCCCUGGCUAGCAGCAAUAGUGCCCAGGCCAGAGAGAACAAGGACUUUGUGCGCCCCAAGCUGGUGACCAUCAUCCGCAGCGGGGUGAAGCCUCGGAAGGCCGUACGUGUGCUUCUGAACAAGAAGACAGCCCACUCUUUUGAGCAAGUCCUCACUGAUAUCACUGAAGCCAUCAAGCUGGAGACUGGGGUUGUCAAAAAACUCUACACACUGGAUGGAAAACAGGUAACCUGUCUCCAUGAUUUCUUUGGUGAUGAUGAUGUGUUUAUUGCCUGUGGUCCUGAAAAGUUUCGCUAUGCUCAGGAUGACUUUUCUCUGGAUGAAAAUGAAUGCCGAGUCAUGAAGGGAAACCCAUCGGCCACAGCAGGCCCAAAGGCAUCUCCAACGCCUCAGAAGAGUUCAGCUAAGAGCCCCGGCCCUAUGCGCCGGAGCAAGUCUCCAGCUGACUCAGGUAACGACCAAGACGCAAACGGGACCUCCAGCAGCCAGCUCUCUACCCCCAAGUCUAAACAGUCACCCAUCUCCACGCCCACCAGUCCUGGCAGCCUCCGGAAGCACAAGGUAGAUCUGUACCUGCCUCUGUCCUUGGAUGACUCGGACUCACUUGGUGAUUCCAUGUGAAGACGAGAAUGUUCGGAGUCCAGAGUACAAAUCCAAGCUCACCGUUACAAUAGGGUACUUCUGCUCAAGGGUCCAACAGGGCUAUUGGUGCUUUCAAAUUUUUAUUUGUCGUUGUUGUUACUUUUAAAAACACACUGUAAUAUGUUGGGUUUAUGUUCCUGUGAUUUCUCCUCUGGGCCACUGAUCCACAGUUACCAAUUAUAAGAGAUAGAUCGAUUAACCAUCCUUCGGGGUAACUUUCCGGGGAUGCAAAAUGUGCUAGUCCGUGACCUUUCUAUUGAAAACUUAGGCGCCUGCGUUAUUUCUCCCCCGUCUCACUUUGCUCAUACACGACAGUCUUCCUUCUGUAGAGGGUUGUUUACAUACAUAGCCCUGAAAAUGCGUAUGUGGGAAAGACACUCUUUGGCAAAUCCAAGAGUGACAAACACAAGUGCCCCUUGUCUCCUGAUCUCAAGAAUGCUGGAAGAUCCUGGGAGGGUGGCAAGGCAGCUCCCCAGCCUUGCUCUUCACUCCCGACUGAGCCCCCAGUUUGUCUAGCACCAGUUCUGGCUGUCAAGGGGGAGAAACACCAGCAAUUUGUAAUUCUGACAGCAGAUGCUUAGGACCCCGGUGCAGGGCAAGUGAAAACGAGACUAGGCAGAAUUGAGAAACAUUGUCGGCGUUUUGGUAGCAUUUCUAAAGCACAGCAAAUUUCUUGUCUGAGCUCUCCAGUGGGGCAAUUUGGAAUCAAUAAGCAAUUAAGGGUUGGCGGUGAGGGACUUCGUAUGCCCGAUUCCUCUAGGAGGCUGUCUAACAUAGCGAGUUAUUACACAAACUGUAUGGUAUCCAUCUGUCUCUGUUCUAUUGAAUGCCUUGUAAACAGCCAACACUGAAAACACUGUGAGAAUUUGUUUUCAGGUCUGACACCUUUUGGUCGCUUUUUAUAGCAAGAAAACCAAUAUCCUUUUUAUAAAACUUCGUGUCUGUACUUCGGGAGCAAACUCUUCAGGCUCCGUUUUUAUAAACUGGUGAUUUUUCUUUUGUCUAAAAAACACGUGCAGAAAAUUUACCAAAAAAAAAAAAAUGCAGAAGAAUAACAUAGUUUAGAAAUCAUGCUGUCACUGCCAAACAGAAACCUCCGGGAGGAAACAAAAAUGAGUAGCAGAGGCCAAUUCAAUAGAAUCAGUCUUUUGAUAACUUUAUAACAGUUAUGCUUACAUUAAUAAUUUCAACGUGGACCAGACAUUCUAAUUAUAUUUUAAGGGAAAUGUUACGGCAUAUUUUCAGCAAGUCUUUUUUAUCUGCGAUCCUGAUAUUUCAUACUGAAGACACAGAGACCUUUCACUUGUCUUUCACGCUAGAAAGGAUUUCUCUUUACUAAGGACUGAUCAUUCGAAAUAGCUCUCAGUCUUUGAGGUACCGGUUCAUAACACUGCUUUUUGUCUGUAACCAUAGCCCAUAACGGCAAAGAUGACUAAAUUUAAGGGAAAGCCAUGCAUGCCAGUUCUGUGUUUGCUUUUAGCAGAUAUGAAGAUUUUUUCCCCUUAUUUCUUUGUAAUUGUUCGGAUAGUGUGUGAGGGGCAGCACUCAAAGCCAAGCUGUGGUUUGGUUCCUGAGGGAGUUGCAGUUGUUCCUCCUCUUGAACUGGAAUGAGCUUGGGAGGUGUGUGCGUAUGUGUGUGUAUACCCUCAGUGGCUUCACAACUGGGAGAUACUGCAGGAUACCCCGGAUCCGUGGCAACUUGGUGGCAUUGCUGAUGUGGAAGGGAACUUGGUGGUGGAAGGGGUAGCUCAGAUACCCCUAGACAAGCUUCAGAGGACCUUAGCUACAAGAAAUAUCUUUGGCUCAAGAAAAGUCCUGAUGAUAAUAAUACUGAUUCCUGGUUCAAUGGGUCACCAAAGAACCCCAAAUCAUGAGAAACUUUCUUUGCCUCUCUCCUUUAUGUGUAGGCCUGUUGGAAACCACGACAGAGCCCAUUUUCUUUACUCCCUACUUUCUUCUGGAAGCUCAAGGUUUUUCCUUAGUGCCUCCCAGAACAAUUUGUAGUUAAUUGGGAAAAACUGGUACUUGGGAUGGUGGGGAGGGGGGAAGGGGCAGUAUAGAGAGAGUAGCAGGUCUAUUUUUAAUCUUCAGGCCAGACCCCCAAAGAUUCCACUCUCUCCAGAUCUCAUUUAGCCCAGUUCCUUCCAUUUAAGAUGAGACAGAGGCUGAGGCCGCUAACAGACAGGCUGGUGAGGAGCAAGACCAGAGGAGGAGUUUAGAUUCUC
Molecule: messenger RNA, 3465 nt
Organism: Lontra canadensis (Northern American river otter)
Lineage: Eukaryota; Metazoa; Chordata; Mammalia; Carnivora; Mustelidae
Gene: DCX
Product: doublecortin
Exons: 7
Coding region: 119-1219 (366 amino acids)
Biological process (GO): retina development in camera-type eye; axoneme assembly; neuron migration
Cellular component (GO): neuron projection; axoneme
Molecular function (GO): microtubule binding
Source: RefSeq, a predicted model, not a curated record